Molecule: messenger RNA, 1782 nt
Organism: Plenodomus lingam JN3
Lineage: Eukaryota; Fungi; Ascomycota; Dothideomycetes; Pleosporales; Leptosphaeriaceae
Source: RefSeq, a predicted model, not a curated record
AUGGACGCUGAUCGACGACUCGCAAAAGCUCUAGAGUCGGCAGCUGAUGCACUACAACACUUGUCCAUAUCGCCAGACUACGGUUGUCUUGAUUGCACACACAUCGACAGGCUACUCAGCCGAGUUAUAGACCUUCCCACAGAAGGCAAUCAGAGAAACAGUCGUAGAAACUUACUGGUCAUUCGCCGGUGGAUGGUGACUGAAGGGCCUAGUGUCGUGUUACUAGAAAUUCUCGGACAGUUAUAUUGGCGAUUGGGAGAGCUCAACAGCAAACAACUUGAAAGGUUCAAAAACUCCCUCCGGCAGCAACAAUCCUACUUAUCCAUGGUACAUAACACGAAUGCAACAACCUUGGUUCUUCAGCGCAUCAAACAUAUCCAAAAAUCGAAAGCCGAUGCAUGUCAUGACUUCCUUUGUGAGCUCUCGGGCUCCACAGAGGCGCGAGUCGAGCCUCAUGCAGUCGACGCUGAGGAACUACAAACCAACUCCAGCAGUCCUUUUACCUCUUCCUCAGUCAGAUCAGGUUGUAGCACUUCCUCACAAGACUCUAACCCUACAGGCCUAAUAAAAUCUUGGCCCUCGGGUCUCCAUCUUCAUCACCCAGAAAACCUGGAGCAGAUUCUAAUCGACUUCUACGUCAAUGCGAUAUGUCCCGGUCGGACAGUUGCGGCGCAGUCAAACGUGUACGUGACUUUGCUGCAGAAAUUGAACACAUGCUUGAGCAUUCGCUUUGCCAUCCUGAGCCUAGCCGCUGUUUACAUUCGCGAUUUCCGUCCUGGCGAGUAUGAUUUGUACCACCAAGCCGAGCUGUAUUACUCUUCCCGAGCCAUAAGCGCACUCGCGGCGCAAAUUCGCACUAGGGAGGACUAUGAGGGAGCUCUUGCUACCAGCAUGUUACUGAUGCAUCAGGGGGCUCUCAAUCAAGAGGACUCGCCGCUAUGCUGGUCGUGCCAUGCCAACAUAUUCGAUGCCAUUCCCUCUGGACUGUUUGAUCAGCAUUCGGACACAGCGAUGUUCAUCCGCACUCAAAUCAUUCUAGCUCGUUCAGCACAGACUUCCUCUCAACUACAAGCAGCCUCCCUCCAUUCCUUUGAAAGGUCAAACUGGCUUGUAGAUGUGGUACCGAAAGAGUCGCAAAGAAUAUGUGGAAUACUCGGAGUAUCCCCUGAGCUUGUAUUCCUUAUUUCGUCGAUCAACGCCAUUGCGACCAGCACCAGUACCCCCGAGAGUUUCUCGCGAGCUCAAAGAAUAGAGUCGAAGCUGAAGGAGUUGGAGCAAUGGACUCUGGAACAUCAAGGCCCACGGGAGGAAAUAUUGCUUGCUACAGCUGAGUGCUUCCGCCUCGCAACCUUGCUAUACCUCCAAUGCCGUAUUUACGGGCGAGUCAGCCAAUAUUGCCAAGUAGCGCUCCGACUAAUUUCGUUCAGGUAUACUCGAUUCCAUCCCUCCAUUCUCCGGCUCUCAGAUGCUCUACAAUCACUGCUUUUGUCCCUUCCAGUCAAAGGUAGCCUCUACACCGCAAUCUACCCCAUUUGGCCGCUGUUCAUUGCGACUGUCACCACAAACUCAGACCGACGGGAUCGUCUCUAUCAACGAGUCGUACCUAUCCGUGAGGGAGACAAGGGCACAUUAUCACCAGUGCUGAAACGUGUGAGCGGUCUGCGUGUCUGGCUGGCAAAACAGGAAGCAUCAUGUCAGAUGCGGGAAGACUGGUGGAGUGAACUACUGCACGCUAACAGCAGUACGGUUGUGCUAGGAUCGAACAUGCUCUGCCUGGGGUAG